AUGGCUUCACAAAGUCCGUUAUUGCUCGGCCUCAAUCGAAGACGGUGGACUCUCAACCUUUUAAGAGGCACUAUUCAGGAGUUAGUCAGAGAGAAUUACCGUAUCGAGAUACAUCAGCCAGGGGAAACGAGACCCGUCCUUAUGCGUCGGCUAGACGACCUGCUGCACGGACUUUCACCAGAGACUGUCAAUAUGCUCACCGAAAGACAUAGGCAAAGAAACUGGCGUCAGGAAGAUAUCGUCAGAUAUAGCCAUGCCGCACGACCUAUUGCUAGAAGAGUAGUACGUUGUCGUUGUGCUGCAGUUAGGGCCAACGGAGUUCAACCGCGAAUCAGAUCGAACCUUAGAAAUUCGGAGCUGUCUAUAGACGCACAAGCAGCGCGCAAUUCACAAAUAUUACGGGCUGUUAGCGGACUGACCGAUGAAUGGAGGAGACGCAUUUUAGAGCUGGAAGCGGCGAAUAAUGGAUUGAUGACUCAGGUCUCAGAGUUUUUGGAGGCUGAGGCAAGACGAGGAAUAGAGGCGGAGGCCAGACGAGGAAUAGAGGCCGACGAAUUGAGGGGACGCAAUUUACAGUUGGAGAUGGCGAAUACUGAAUUGACGACCAAGUUACGCGAGCUCGAGCGCGCUGCAACUGCUCAAGAAAUAGAGAAGUUGAUUUUGAAAGAUCGCACUGAAAAUUUGGAGGCAACCCUAGCCCCCAGAAACAGACGCGUUUCCAUGCUAGAGGCUCCUAUAAUUCAUAUGUAG
This is a messenger RNA of Botrytis deweyae, 750 nucleotides long. RefSeq lists its product as uncharacterized. Lineage: Eukaryota; Fungi; Ascomycota; Leotiomycetes; Helotiales; Sclerotiniaceae. The transcript has a single exon. The coding region runs from base 1 to 750 and encodes 249 amino acids. The record is from RefSeq and is a predicted model, not a curated record.